UUAAGAAACAAAGACGGGCUGUUGAGCAGAGACUGAAAACAAUUAGCCAGGUCUUGGACUGGAGAGAGUCGAGGUCACAUUCUCAAAACUGCUUGGACACCUGCUUGAAAAAGUGGAUGCUUUACCACUACAGAAGACAAGGGUUGCCCUGCUGAAGAAUUGAAGGAGUUAAUCGCAGGAAAACUGUGUGUUCCAACUGCCAGAACAGAAAGAGAGCAGUUUGUGAACACAGACAGCAGCUCACCAUCAUCCCAGACACACUGGCUCUGCAGGGGAAAACAUGAAGGUGUUCUUCAGCAUUGUCCUGGUCUGUGCUGGGAUCACAGCAGGACGAUCUCUUCAAUGUUUCACGUGUUCAGCCUCCUCGGGCUCCUGCUCACUGAGAGAGAACACUUGCCUGAGUGGCAUCACCAACUGCCAGACUGUGUCAUCCCACACCAUCAUCGACAGUGGGACUAAGACACUCAGACACAUUGAACAACGCUGUGAGAAUCCCUCUGAAGAUGUUUCGUUGAGCACUGGAAGGGUGUUUAUCUCCCGGAGCAGCCGUCUCUGUGGCUCAGAUCGAUGUAAUGACCAGACAGUAGCAGAGCCUGCCAACACCACCCUGAAUGGACUGCAAUGUUUCGGAUGCUUCAGCCCAUCCAUGGCCUCCUGCCUGGCCAAUCGACAGACGGUGAAGUGUGUGGGUCUGGAGAAUCGCUGUGUGAAUGGAACAGGUCAACAGAGAUUGUUGUCAGAUAUUGGCCCAGAUGUUGUUUUUAAAGGAUGUGCUUCGGCGAAUCAGUGCGGAGGGCGGAUGGAUUUGCAAACGUUGGGUUUGUUGCUAAGCGACCUGUCCUGCUGUGAAGGCUCUUUGUGUAAUGGAGACACAGGGAUCACCACCACAGUGGAUCCAGGUAAAGGUGACACAGGCUCGGUGGGAGGGACCCAGUGACCGUCCCCCCUUCAGAUCCCCACUGUCCCCAGGCAAUAAUG
Chiloscyllium plagiosum (whitespotted bambooshark) is the source of this 978-nucleotide messenger RNA. The record is from RefSeq and is a predicted model, not a curated record. NCBI's taxonomy places the organism in Eukaryota, Metazoa, Chordata, Chondrichthyes, Orectolobiformes, Hemiscylliidae.